Messenger RNA from Hemicordylus capensis (graceful crag lizard), 1344 nucleotides. RefSeq names its product phospholipase A and acyltransferase 3-like. The transcript is spliced from 4 exons. Bases 255 to 899 code for a protein of 214 amino acids. Gene Ontology annotation, cellular component: cytoplasm. Gene Ontology annotation, biological process: N-acylphosphatidylethanolamine metabolic process. The record is from RefSeq and is a predicted model, not a curated record. Lineage: Eukaryota; Metazoa; Chordata; Lepidosauria; Squamata; Cordylidae. Gene Ontology annotation, molecular function: A2-type glycerophospholipase activity; glycerophospholipid phospholipase A1 activity.
UCCCUCCCCAAGGGCUCCCGUUUCCCAGAAGUCACGGGGGCCAAGAGUGACGCGCCUCUGGCCACCGCCUUAAAGCGCCAGCAGCUGGGACAGGUCCACACAGCGGAGUCGGGGGAGCUCCUGGUUCAGAGGAAGGACUUGGCGACUCCGAGCAACUGGACCCAGGCGCUGGGCGGAGACCUUCAACUCCUGCACCGCACGGCCGGGAAACCGCCUGUCCAGGCAACUCUGCGGGACUCUGAACACAAGACCUCAUGGGGGAGGCACAGUCACUCUUGCAGGAGGAGCCAGAGCCUGGAGACCUGCUGGAGAUCUUCCGGGGUGCUUACAAGCACUGGGCUCUCUGCGUGUACAAUGGAUAUGUGGUCCACCUGACAGUGCCAGGUGAACGGUGGCCUUACCAUUGGGGCAUCUGUCCUGGGAGGCAUUGCUCUUGCUGGUGCUGCACUUGCCAUAUUCCAGGUGGUAAAAGGAAACUCGAAGGAAGGAGAAGGAGAAGAAGAGCGCCAGUGAAGGCUUGUGCCCCCCCUCCCCGGCGCCUGUGCCCACCCCCUCCCCCCACAUGUUCUCCCCAUCUGGCUGCUCUUCUGAGCUGGCUGACUCCUCGCAGGGCAAAUGGCAAUCCUGGGCCAGAGGUGGGCUUGGGGCACAAUGGAGUGUGUCUGGCCGGGUCUCCCGGGUUUGGGGAGGGGGCGGAUGAUAACGCUAGUCGUGCUGCCAGUGCCCGGCUUCUGUUCUCGCUCUGGGUGUCGUCAAAUCACCAAGUGAAGCUGAAGAAGAUUCUCUGCACAUGCUCAAUAAAUCAGCGGAACUGGUCCUCCAGCAGUGUCAACAAUGUGUGUUAUGGAUGUGCACAGAACCGGUUCGGAGGCCCUUUAUGGGCCUCCCAACCAGUUUGAAAGUCUGGCGGUUCGGCUGGUUCAAAGCUGCGGGCGAUAACUUCAAGGGCUGGGGAGGGUGCUCUUAAUCUCCCCCCCCCCGGACGUUGUGGAGUGGAAGUGUCCAGCCUGCGCAUGUCACAGGGUGGGUGGUGGCCACGUCUGCGUCUCUGAAGCAGAACCACCCUGGCAGGACUUUGCUGGUCUGGGGGAUGCCACAGGGUCGAGGUGGGAACUGCCUUCUGGGUGGGAGAACUCCACGCAGGGUCCAGGCCGUCUCCUCCAGCGGUCCAGCUGGGGGACUGGGGCUCUUGCCGGGAUGGGGCGGGAGGGGGCCUCUGCUGGCAUCCGCACGCCUGGUGACCCAGGGGGUGCUGGUGGCCCAGAAGCCACCUCUCUUGGUCCAAGUCCUGUGAGGUCCGCAGGGAAGUCCUGAGUGGUCCGUGGCGCAGGGAGGCUGCCUUGG